AUGUCCCAGCUGUCUCAUUCCUCCCCGGCAGCUGUGUGCCGGAGGCUGUCUUCUGUUGGUCGGCGGGUGCUCUCCAUAGAAUCAGUGUCAACUUUUCAAGAUGGACGAGAAGGCUCCUGGGAGGCGAGGUGGCAGCAUCCCAAACCCAGGUGUCUGCUUAAAAGGUCCUGCUGGGAGGACAACACCAAAGACCCGUGUGCCGGCAGUGCGGUUAGAGAAAAUGGUCUGUCCAGGCAGCAGGUGUGCGGCGGCUGGGACUCCUCCCUCUGGGCGGACGACAUGGACGGCGCUGAAGGUGACGGCGUGAUAUUUGCCGGCGAGUUGGACUGCAGGUCCCACAACAGCUCCCCGGUGAGGCGUAGAGCCCAGCAGAGGCCAAACAGGGUGAGGGGGGCCCUGAACCGCUCCUGCUCGGUCCCGGACUCCAACAACCCCCCUUGUCCGUCCCCGUCCACCCACGGGGACAUCAGCAUACCUGUGUCCGACCUCACGGAGAUCGGUGCGCGCUCGUCUGUGUGGGGUAGCACGCUUCAAAGACUGAACCGGGGCCGCUCCCGUGAGCCUGAUCGUGGGAACCAAAUGUCAGCGGCAAGUGGAGUGGCUGCAGAGACGUUGUGCAGCAGGGAUACCGAGGUCACAGGGUACCAUGAACCUAAGGACUGCACACAUGAUUCAGCAUCUUUGUGCGCUCAGAUGGAAAUGGAGUCCGACCCGCCUGAGGACCAGAGCCUCUAUAUUCCCAACAACUACAUGACCAAAAGCAUGCUGUGCCUCAAUGAAGAAUCUCAGGACGAGUGGAUCUCGCUGAGAGAGUUACUGACUCGGUGGGGACGAAGGCUGACAGUGGAUGAGCUCUGGGCUCUGUGUUACACCUGCCUCUCCUCCCUGCAGACCUACACUGACUUCCCAGCCUAUCUAUGCCUGGACACGCUGCAUGUGGGCUGUGAUGGAGAAGUACUUUUCCUGAAACCUAAAAACAUCGGAUCCCGAGACGCAUUUUAUCUUGCUCCAGAAUAUCAAGAACACGGAAUUGUAACUGAGAAGGUUUGUGUCUACGCGGUUGCUGCUAUUCUUUGGGCUGCAGCCAAGUUCACUUUAUCACCCAAUCAAAAACUGGCGGUGCCUCGUGAACUGAAGAGACUGCUGCUGGAGAUGGCAAAGAGGACGCCCAUCGAGAGGCCGACCAUCGUCACGGCUAAAAAAAGCUGUCGUGACUACUUAUCACGUCGAGGGACCAAUGCUGAAGCCGUGUGGAAUAACCUCAUCAGCAGAGUUCACCCGCCAGCCUCCAAAUCGACUGAUGCAGAUGAUUGGAGGGCAACUGACACUCCAAGCUCUUCGGAAGAGUCUGCACGAGACAGCGGCUUUGUGCCAAUGGCCACUGAGAGCCGACUGGCUCCUGUGCAUGGCCCUGUUCCCCACAGCUUUACAGUCAGCAGGGAACUUCACCUCCCAGAGGCCUUCACUUCCACCGCCACACACUUCACCCCCAUCAUCCUGACGAAUGAGUGGAACUCAGAGGAGGGGAGCCGGCACAUUGGAGCUGGCAUUGAAGGGACAGAAAGCAGUGAACACAUGCAGGCGAAGGGCCUUGAUUUCCCACCACACUCCUGCUCUGACUUCCCUGAACCUGAUCUACAUGCACAGGAGUUGCCUGUUCAUCAUGCAGUCGUAAACACAACCUCUGUCGACAAUUUGCCGGUCAACUCUACUUCCGCGUUCCCCAAUAUGUGUUUUCUUGAAGUCUCUCUUCCUCCACCAUCACCCGCUGAACUCGGGGCUUGUGGCGUUUUCAACAAUUACCUUUUCCGUCAGGAUCCCACAACGGGACGCCUUUGCUUAGUGCCUGUGCAGGUCAGAUCUCAAGAGUCUCUGCUCGGGUUGGAUUUAAAUCUGUCCCACGUGCCGCGGGCUUUGCAGGGACUAAUCACAGGUCCGGAGAGCGUUGACGGCCCAUUCAUUAAACAUUUGCAUGCGCCCAUGAGGCCUGGACCCCAUGAGUGUGGCCUGCCAUCACCCCAUUUCGAAGACAGUUCCAUCAAUCCGGACAGCGCCUUAGAUCGCGGUGUACCGAGAGCUUGCAAUGGACAAAGUCCAGGGACACAAGACUCCAGGCAGCACCGACCUCCUUCAGAGUCCAUCUCCCCCAAAGUCCACCCUGCCCUACAGGAGGUCAUUAAGCUACUCAGCGGAGAGUGCUCACUUGAUGUGCAUUUGGCCAAUGAACACGAGGACAUUGGCCUGGGGGACUGCAUCUUCUCUCUGAAGGACUUCCAGUACCCAGCGUUUGCAAGUGUUGUGAAGGAGAAAUUCAGCGAUCUGUACUGGGAAGACGAUUUGCUUGGUGUGCUGCACUCCCUGGUUAGCUACAGCCCAUCCCCGCUCGGCUCUAAUGAGCAGGCUCCAUCAAAGGCUGUGAACCGGACGGCGCUCCCUCCACCCUUGGUAGCCUCAGCAUGUAGAGCGGAGAGAGAAGUUAUCCUUUGUGGUCGUCUCCACCUGGAUGGGAACGUUCACGCGUCCGGUCCUGCUUCUGUGAGUUGUUGCACCGAGGGAACCGAGGCCCUGCCCUGUCAUGGGAGAGAGGAGGAUACACUCAAACACAUCCAUUUAAGAGCAAGGGAGAGUCAACGCUGCAUCUUUCAAGGCAUGAGUACCGGCAGUUCGGAAGCGGUGGCCAUGGAGGGAGGAGAACGUGAAUCCGCAGGGGGCAGCGAUGAAAGCCCCUCUGAAGUGGAGUUUCCAUCGGAGAAAGGGGAGGGGCGGCCGGGGGAUGAACGGAUGAGCCUCAGCUGCUCUGAGGAAAUGGAGGACAGCGAGUCUCUGGUGUCGGAGCGACUCGUCUCUCCCGGAUCCAGAGCGGAGGGGCUGGCCUUCAGCUCCGGCCCAACUUGGGCCUUGGCCUUCUUUGGGGAAGAGUGCUUCAGUCCUGAGGUGAUCCAGUACGCUGUGAAUCUGGGGCAGCACACGGGAUCUCCGGGCCUGGAUGUGAAAACACAGGAACUGCAGCAGCAGCUGAUGAUUGAAACAAGGAAUCUGAAGAAAACACGAAACUUCUUCCAGAAGCUGAUUCAACAAGAGAGGAAAAACAAAGGUGAAAACAAACAGAUGCUGUCCAAACUCAAGUCCCAGCUUGAAGAACUCCGAUCCAAAGUAGUCUUCCUAGACUGCGUGAAAAAAUACCUUGAGGUUCUCAGUGUGGACGAGUGGGGUUUGGAGGUUUCAUUACUGCCUGCUUUGGCUGUCAGUGGACCUGGGUCUUUGGACCUCCAGUCCUCUGAGGACUCCUCUGUCCUGAGCUUUGGUACCAGCAAAGGCAAGAGGGCUCUGUACGCUGGUUCUCCUCUGGGCCUCAUGGCUUACCUCUAUGCCAGAAACGCUGCAGUGGACGGCUUCAUCCAGCAGUUUCUGUACACCUAUCGUUUCCUCUGCACUCCCAAGCAGUUACUGCAGUUCAUAAUGGAUAAAUUCAUCUGUGCCGCCAGACAAGGUCCGGACAUGUCGGGGGACACUGUGAAGAUCUUCCAUCGCAGUUUGGACUUGCUCCAGCUCUGGAUAGCCGACUGUAAACAGGUGGACUUCACACCGAGGUCCGACCUGGUGGACACGCUGGAGCGCUUCCUGAAUACCGAGGUGAUUCCUUUAGACAGCCGAGGGGAGGACCUUCUUUCUGCUCUCCACAGCCCCACUUAUAGGACUUUGAUCCGAGGAAACCAAGUCAGCUUUGAGGAAGAUAAUUAUUCGAUGUGUUUGCAUACCGACGACCUCGGGAGAAAGUGGAGAUUCUCCAGAGCGGUGGAGCCCUCUGCGUCCCUGCCUAAAGACAAGGCCUUCUCCCUCGCCGCGGCUCUGCCGGUGCCUUGCCCCGUCUCCCUGGGGGAGGACCCCCCCAGCGCCUUCCUGCCCAGUGAGGAGAGACUCCCCUUCAGCCACAAUGAAAAGGGAGCGCAGCACGUGACCCAGCAGCUCACCUUGCUGCAGCAGGAGAUGUUCCACGGAUGUCAUCCCGUUCAUUUUCUCAACUCCAGGAUCCAAGGGGUGGGGGGCCAGGUCUCGCCCCCGAACAAGAAUGUGUCUCUUCAUGUCCCGCCAGCAGAGGGCAGCAGUGUACUUGUCUGUGAGGAGGCACCGUCGGACAGCCACCUCCAGCAGCUGCUCACAUAUGCUGACGGUGUGGCCAACUGGAUCUCCGCUGAGAUAGUCAGCUGCGACUCCGUCAAGACACAAGUUGCUUUGCUGACCAAGUAUCUGUGGAUAGGAAAACACUGCUACGAGUCCAGGAACUUUGCCACGGCCAUGCAGGUCCUCGGAGGUCUGGAUAACGUGAUUGUCAGGCAAUUACCAGCUUGGAAACAUCUGCCUUCCAAGGUGUGCGAGAUCCUGGAGGAGCUGCGAGCUGUGCAGGUGUUCCUGAAGAGCGACGACCUGUGCCUGAUGGGGGGAGAACACGCGAGGAGGAGGCCCACCCUGCCGGCGGCCCGCAUCCUGGCCAUGCACGUCCAGCAGCUGGAGAUCGGAGCCUUCACGCUCACCACUGGAGCUUACAAGUGGACCAAGCUCAGGGACAGAAACGGGCAGGAGUUGAGGAAAUCGGCGCAGUGUGAAAGCGACGUCCCGGGCGGCUUCAUUCUUUUCUAUUGUCAUCUAAAGGCAUCAGGGUUCGUCUUCAAAGCGUCGGAGAUAAGGAGGGGGCUGACGGGCCUCCUGCCUCCGCCGCGACAGAUCACCGAUACGGGGGAGACGACCAGGCCCCGGCCUCUUAUCUGCUUCUGUCGCACAACUAAACGAUCAAUUUAGCGGCAUUGUCCCCAGAGUUGCCGCACGCGGUGAUCGC
Messenger RNA from Pungitius pungitius (ninespine stickleback), 4834 nucleotides. Its product is annotated as kinase non-catalytic C-lobe domain-containing protein 1. Gene Ontology annotation, biological process: small GTPase-mediated signal transduction; regulation of dendrite morphogenesis. Gene Ontology annotation, molecular function: guanyl-nucleotide exchange factor activity. The record is from RefSeq and is a predicted model, not a curated record. NCBI's taxonomy places the organism in Eukaryota, Metazoa, Chordata, Actinopteri, Perciformes, Gasterosteidae. The transcript is spliced from 28 exons. Gene Ontology annotation, cellular component: neuronal cell body; dendrite; guanyl-nucleotide exchange factor complex. Bases 1 to 4797 code for a protein of 1598 amino acids.